Macroventuria anomochaeta is the source of this 1873-nucleotide messenger RNA. Its product is annotated as amidase. The record is from RefSeq and is a predicted model, not a curated record. Bases 182 to 1873 code for a protein of 563 amino acids. NCBI's taxonomy places the organism in Eukaryota, Fungi, Ascomycota, Dothideomycetes, Pleosporales, Didymellaceae. The transcript is spliced from 3 exons.
CCCGAUAGUCCUACGUUAUCGUUUACCGUAGCUAUCAAUAUUCUACAGCGGCCCACGCCGCUACAUCAAUCAAACUUCUCCACUUCCUGAUCCUACAUUUGUCCACUUUCAAGUUUGUUCUUCUCUUUCUUUCAACACCCUCCCACAACUUUUUGCGUAACAAGGGUCAAAGAUUAAGACCAUGACGACAUCAUGGAAAGAUGCUGCGGCUAAGAAGCGUGAAGCAAUUUCCGCUCUCAUACCCGCCGAAUGGCGUAUUGACAACGUGCCCUCCGUAAAAGAGCAGGUUGACGUGACAGACUACAUCAAGCAAUAUCUGUCUAGAGAAGAACUGGGGAUUACUGAGAGUAGCGCAGAUCAGAUCGUCGAGAAAACAACAUCAGGGGCCUGGUCAGCCGAAAAAGUCACACGUGCUUUCUGCCACAGAGCAGCGCUUGCACACCAACUGCUUCACUGCCUCCAUGAAGUCUUCUUCGAUGCAGCUAUUGCCGAUGCAAAGAAGCUUGAUGCAUACUUUGCCAAGCACAAGGAACCCGUUGGCCCUCUCCAUGGCCUUCCCAUCUCACUGAAAGACCAAUUCCAUGUCAAAGGUGUCGAGACGACCAUGGGCUAUGUGGGUUGGAUCGACACUUUUGAGGGUAAGAAAGGCACCGGCAAAGAGAGGGUGUUUGAAAGUGAGAUGCUUCGCGAGCUUCGAGCAAGUGGUGCGGUCUUGUAUUGCAAGACGAGUGUGCCACAUACCCUUAUGGCCGGUGAGACAGUGAACAACAUCAUUGGAUACACGUUGAACCCCAAGAACCGCAACUUGAGCAGUGGAGGGAGCUCAGGUGGUGAAGGAGCAUUGAUUGGCAUUCGGGGCUCACCGGUAGGCUUUGGCACCGACAUAGGCGGCUCGAUCCGCGUCCCCGCUGCCUUCAACGGCCUCUACGGUCUUCGCCCAUCUACAGGCCGUCUACCCUACGAAGGUAUGUCGAACUCCAUGGACGGCCAAAACACCGUGCUUUCCGUCGUUGGCCCCCUCGGCACCACUGCAUCGUCCUUGCGCUUGGUCACGAAAGCUCUUCUUUCACAGCAGCCAUGGCUUUACGACCCUCUGGUUCACGAGAUCCCCUGGCGAUCUGCCGAAGAAGAGCACAUCCAGCAGCUCCUCCAAUUCGUUGGCGAGUCUGUCCCUAAAGAAAAGCGGUUGGCAUUUGGCAUCAUCCACACCGACGGCGUGGUCACUCCAACAGCACCUAUCCGCCGCGCCAUCAAACUCGUGACAAAAGCACUCGAAGCCGCAGGCCACGAAAUCACCACCUGGAGUCCACCCUCUCAUAGAGUGCUGAACGACACAGGCUUCAGACCCUGGGUCUUUGAUGGCGGACGCAAUGUCCGCGAUGCUUUCGCGUUGUCCGGUGAACAGAUGGCUACCCAAGUCUCGCUAUACCAGAACGAGAUGAAAGAGUUCACCGCGACCGAGAUUGCUGAGACGAAUGUGGCGAUGCGCGGUCUGAGGAAGGAGUAUAUGGAGUACUGGAAUAGCACUGCGAAGGAGACGAGUACUGGUAGGCCGGUGGAUGCUGUUAUCUCGCCAUUGGCGCCGUGGCCGGCCGCAAGGGAGGCGAAGUACAAGUAUUAUGGCUACUCGACCUGGGUUAAUGCGCUGGACUACACUGCUGUUGCGUUCCCGGUUACUAAUGUCGAUAAGUCUAUCGAUGUCAAGAGCAGUGACUUCAAGCCUGUGGAUGAGAAGGAUCAGGAGAUACAGGAUGACUAUGACCCUGAGAUCUACGAUGGCGCGCAUGUCAGUCUGCAGAUUGUGGGCAGGAGGUUGCAAGAAGAAAAAAUUCUAGCAGUAGCCGAAUAUGUGGGCAAGUUGAUCGGGAAAUAG